AUGGGCUUUUUGCUGCCAAUCCUUCUGGCUCUGCUAGCCUCUGUGCUGGGAGGAUUCUACUUCCUGGGGGCCUUCAGGCAGCGUCGACCCGGAGAACCCCCACUGGACCGGGGCCCCAUCCCCUGGCUGGGCCACGUCCUGGAGUUCCGUAGGGACACAGCAAUGUUUCUGGAGAGGAUGAAGAGGAAGCAUGGGGAUAUCUUCACCAUACAGCUGGGAGGAUUCUAUUUCACAUUCCUCAUGGACCCUCUGUCCUUCGGGAUGGUCGUGAAGGAGGCUCGCGCCAAGCUGGACUUCACCAAGUUCGCACAGCAGCUGGUGCAGAAAGUGUUUGGUUACCACUCCAUGGAGAACGACCACAAGUUUCUGCAGAUGUCCAGCAACAAGCACCUGAUGGGGGAUGGUUUAGUGGUAAUGACACAGGCCAUGAUGAGCAACCUACAGAAUCUAAUGCUGCACAGUGUAGGGACAGAGCAUGAUAACAAUAAGACCUGGAAUGAGGAUGGCCUGUUCAACUACAGCUACAACAUUGUCUUCAGGGCAGGCUACCUGGCUCUGUUCGGUAACGAGACACCCAAAUCCACGGGGAGCCUGGAGAAAGCCAAAGAGGUCGACAGAGAAGAGUCCCAGGAGCUCUUCCGUGAGUUCCGUAAGUACGACCAGCUCUUCCCCAAUCUGGCCUAUGGGGUCCUGCCUCCGGGGGAGAAGAGGGAGGCAGAGAGGCUGAAGAGGCUGUUCUGGAACAUGCUGUCAGUGCAGAAGGUGAGGACCAAGGAGAACAUCAGUGGCUGGGUGCGCGAGCAGCAGCAGGUGAGGGAGGAGCAUGGCAUGGAGGACUUCAUGCAGGACAGGUACAUGUUCCUUCUCCUCUGGGCCUCCCAGGGGAACACCGGCCCUGCUGCCUUCUGGCUCCUCCUUUACCUCAUGAAGCACCCAGAGGCCAUGAAGGCUGUGCAGGGGGAGGUGGAGGAGGUGCUGAAGGAGACGGAUCAGGAGGUGAAGCACGGUGGACCCCUAGUUGACCUGACCCGGGACAUGCUGCUGAAGACGCCCAUCCUGGACAGCGCCGUGGAAGAGACCCUCCGCCUCACCGCUGCCCCCGUCCUCAUCAGGGCCGUGCUCCAGGACAUGUCCUUCAAAAUGGCUGACGGAAAUGAGUACCGCAUCAGGGAGGGAGAUAGGGUGGCCCUCUUCCCUUACACCGCUGUUCAUAUUGACCCAGAGGUCCACCCCGACCCACUCACCUUUAAGUACGACCGCUUCCUGACCCCAGAGGGGGGUAAAAAAACAGAUUUUUACAAAGGUGGGAAGAAGUUGAAGUACUACAACAUGCCGUGGGGUGCUGGGAUCACCAUGUGCCCUGGGCGCUUCUUUGCCACCAACGAGCUGAAGCAGUUUGUCUUCCUCAUGCUCACGUACUUUGACUUUGAGCUCAAAAACCCAGAUGAAAAGAUACCUGAUAUUGACAUCAAGCGCUGGGGCUUUGGGUCCAUGCAGCCAACCAAAGACAUCCAGUUUAGAUACAGACUCAGGUUUUAA
This is a messenger RNA of Coregonus sp. 'balchen', 1539 nucleotides long. NCBI's taxonomy places the organism in Eukaryota, Metazoa, Chordata, Actinopteri, Salmoniformes, Salmonidae. The record is from the annotation of a GenBank genome assembly.